CACGGUAAUGAUCAGUAAUCGGAAAGGAGUGCUGCAUCAUGUCGGCCUGCGCGCUCUAAUUUAUUUCCUAGUUUAAGAUAUGGGUCGUGUGCGGGUUUGCGGAAUCGCUGCUACUGUUGUUUCUACUUUCAUACUGCUUCAGUGUGUGUCAUCAGCAGUGGGGUCGGAUGACAGCCCAUGGUACCAGGAUCUGUGCAGUUACAAAUGGGAGGCCAUUGACCAAGACAGCAAUGUGAGAUACACUUUGAAGCUCUGUGAUUCUUCUCCGGACACUGAAUGUGGAAAAGAAAGCGCGGUCUGUGCCCACAACCUUAAGAGUGACCAGCACCAGUCAGUGGGUGAGCUCUCCUUGCAGAAGGUCUCGCCUGCUGUGCUUGAUUUCAACAGCUCGAGGAAAUGCGACGACAAGAGCUGCAACAUUCAGAGCAGCAUCACCUUUCAAUGCGGCAAAACUAUGGGCACACCUGAGUUUGUUACCAUCUCUGAGUGUGUGCAUUACUUUGAAUGGAGGACGUAUGCCGCCUGCAGACAUGACAAAUUUAAACCACAUAAGGAGGUCCCUUGCUAUGUCUUUGACUCGGAUGGAAAGAAGCAUGACCUCAACCCGCUGAUAAAACUCUCAGAUGGCUACCUGGUUGAUGACCCAGACGAUGAAAUUGAUUUCUACAUUAAUAUAUGCAGAAGUCUAAACCGCGCUGGAAGCUCCUGUCCCGAGGGAUCAGCCGCCUGUCUCACCUCUGGCAAAGACUCCUUCGACAUGGGUCAGCCUGUUCAUCAACUCGAGCUGCUCUCCAAUGACAAACUAAAGCUGCGAUAUGAGGGAGUCAAAGAAGGCCCAUCCUUCUGUAAUGGCCACAGUCCAGCAGUGACGAUUACAUUUAUUUGUCCAUCUGCAAGGCAGGCGGGAAGUAACCCUAAGAUGAUCAGCAACUUGAACUGUCGGUAUGAGAUCGAGUGGGUGACUGAGUACGCCUGCCACAGAGAUUACCUGGAGAGUCACAGCUGCACACUGACCAGCGAACAGCACGACAUCUCCAUUGACCUUACUCACCUGAUGCACAACCAAUCAGAGGGAUCUCAAAACUGGGAGGCUGUGGGCACCAAGGCAGCAGAGUCUGAUAAGAAACGCUUUUACAUCAAUGUUUGUCAUAAAAUCAUCCAAGACGAGGAGACCAGAUCUUGCCCUGAGGACGCAGCAAUAUGUGCAGUAGGCACUGGGAAAACUAUGAACUUGGGCAAAUUCCUGAUUUCUCCGCAAAAGGCAGCAGAGGGUGAUGACAUCAGACUCAUUUACACUGAUGGAGACAAAUGCGGGGAGAACAUGAAAGUGAAAACCAUCAUCACUCUGAAGUGUAAGCCUGGAGAUGUUGAGAGCGCUCCAGUCCUGAGGAGCGUGUCCAGUGAUGGAUGCAUCUAUGAGUUUGAGUGGUUCACCGCUUCAGCCUGCGUCCUCUCGAAAACCAAAGGUGACGACUGCAAGGUGGAAGACCCAAAAGCAGGAAUUUCAUUUGACCUUUCCCCGCUUCGGAAACCUAGCCGCGGUUAUUAUAACAUGUCCGUUGCCAACUAUGACUACUUCAUCAAUGUGUGUGGCAAUGUGAAGGCCGCACAGUGUCCAGAAACAGCAGGGGCCUGUCAAGUUGACCAGAGUGGCACAAGCUCUUGGAAUCUCGGCGAGUUUAACUCCAAGCUUUCUUACUAUGAUGGCAUGAUCCAGUUGACCUACAGAAACGGCUCUCAGUACAACAACAAGCAGCACACGCAGCGUUCCACACACAUUUCCUUCCUCUGUGACAGAGAGGCUGGUCCAGGAAAACCAGAGUUUCAGAAAGAAGAUGAGUACACUUAUAACUUCAAAUGGUACACUUCCUACGCCUGUCCUGAGAGACCACAUGAGUGUGUUGUGACAGACCCCAAAACUCUGCAGCAAUACGACCUGUCCAGUUUGUCAGUAUCUAAUGGCGGUAGGAACUGGCAGGCCAUGCACACCUCUGACCCCAGCGGCCCGAGGAAGUAUUACAUCAAUAUAUGCCGGCCACUUAAAGCCGUGUCUGGCUGUGACAGGAAAGCUUCUGUCUGUGAGGUGAAAUUCGAGGUUGACAAAGAAGGCCUGUCUGAGAAGGUAGAAGUCAGUAACUUAGGCAUUGCUAUGAAGGGGCCAGUGAUUGUGGAAGAGAACCAGCUAAUGUUGGAGUACACUAAUGGCUCAGUGUGUCAAGCAGAUGGAGCGAUGACCACUUACAGAACUCGUAUCCACUUUGUCUGCUCAUCUGGGACAGCACCAUCCGGUCCUCGCUUUUUGGUGAACCAGAAUUGCACCGUUGACUUUGUUUGGGACACAGAAGCAGCCUGCGCCAUCUCAACCGUUGAGGCCACCAACCAGACCUGCUCAGUGAAAGAUCCCAACACUGGCUUUGAGUUCAACCUGCAACCACUUGCUUCUGAAAGCGGAUACCACGUCAAUGCCCAUGGGAAAGACUUUGUCGUGAACAUUUGUGAUUCAGUGAAAGCGUGCGGAACUGUCAGAGAUAAACCUGUGGCCGGCUGUGAGCUGGAAGAUAAGAAACCUGUGAGUCAAGUUGGUAUGGAACGGUCUCUCCAGUUCUCCACUGAUGGCACUCUGACUCUCACGUACAAAGGGGCCUUGGACAAAUCGUCAGGUACCGAAGACACCUUCGUCAUUAAUUUUGUGUGUGACCAAAAUGCCAACCCAGCCUCUCUGAGGCUUAUACAGGAAGAGCUGGGCACAACUACACACGUAACCCACAAUGUGUUUUUUGAGCUUUCCACUGCACUAGCCUGUGAACCUGCUCCUGUGGAUUGCCAAGUCACCGAUUUGCAAGGUAGAGAAUACGACUUGGGUGACCUCAGUCUGGAUGACAAGUAUUAUGUUCCUCUGGACACCACAGAUCAGGCCCGCGUUCAAAAGUUUUACAUCAACGUGUGCAAACCGCUGCCUCGCGUCCAGGGCUGCCCUGCUGGAGUGAUUGGAGCAUGUGGCCAGCUGAAAGGCAGAGGUGUGAAUCUGGGAUACGUGCAGUCCAGCCUGCAGGUAGCGGCAGAUGGCUCCAUCAGUAUUGUUUAUCUGAAUGGGGACAAGUGCAAUUCAGGACGUUACUCCACCCGAAUCGUCUUCCAAUGUGAUGACAGUCCUGGGGCACCCAUGUUUGAUCGCAAAGAUGGCUGUGAAUAUGUCUUCAUCUGGAGAACCUCAGAAGCUUGCCCAAUCAAAAGAGUCCAGGGUGAAAACUGUAAAGUCGAGGACCCCAAGAGCGGUUACGAGUACAAUCUUACACCACUGGCCGGAAAGGACUAUGAAGUGAACGAUUUGAGUUAUGAGUAUCACUUUGCAGUGUGUGGCCCAGUUACAUCCUCAGUCUGCCCUCACGGUCCCAGCAACUCUGUUUCCUCCUGUCAGGUCGAGGGCAGUACACACAGAAUAGCAGGCUUAGCCAAUCAAAACCUCACAUUUGAUGAUGGGAUUAUUAUGAUCAACUACACAAAUGGGGAAAAUUGCCACAAGAUCUAUGAGCGAUCCACGGCUAUUCUCUUCUCCUGCGACCACAGCAAGAAUCCUGGUAAGCCAGAGUUCAUAAAGGAGACCGCAGACUGCACAUACCUGUUUGAAUGGCACACAGCUUUGGCCUGCCCUUCCUUCAAAACCACAACCUGCUCCUACAAUGAUGGCAAUGGCCACUCCUACGAUCUAUCCUCACUGGCCCUGCACAAAUCUAAUUGGAUGGUCGUGCCAGAUGCGACCAAUCAGAAGCAGCGUUACUAUAUCAAUGUGUGCAAGUCUCUGGUGCCUCAGACCGGUUUGUGGAGCUGCCCGUCUAGCGCUGCGGCUUGUCUGAAAGACGGAGAUGAGUAUGUGAAUCUGGGGGAGGCAGAGGCAGGUCCACAGUGGGAUAAAAACAUCCUGAUUCUGAAGUACACCAAUGGACAAGCCUGUCCUGAUGGCAAGAGAAACCGGACCACCAUUAUUCGCUUCAAAUGCGACCCAGACAGAGUGGAUUCUGAACCUACUCUGAUCACGGCACUGGAGGACUGUGUCUAUAGCUUUGUGUGGUUCACUGCUGCAGCCUGUCCUCUCAAUAGCACUGAACAUGGGGACUGUAAAGUCACAAAUCCAGCCACAGGUCAUCUCUUUGACCUGAAUGCCGUGAGUCGGACAGGUGGCUAUACGGUCUAUGAUCCCAUGGCCCAUAGGAAGAUGUUCAGACUAAAUGUUUGUGGAGAAAUAGCCAAUGCUGGUUGUGCUUCUGGAACAGCCGUGUGCAUCAAAGACACUCGGAAUGUCAUAAGUGGUGGGAAAACCACAAGGAAGCUGGUGUAUAAGGAUCAGGUGGUGGAGCUCACUUAUGAGGAUGGAGACGCGUGUGCCGCCGACCCUUCCUUCAAACACAAGAGCAUCUUCAGCUUCGUCUGCAAGUCUGAGGGAGGAGGCACAGAUGAACCCGUGCUGGUGUACUCCGAUGACACCACUUGUACUCACUUUUUCUCCUGGCACACUCCUCUUGUCUGCGAACAACAGGUGAAGUGCUCCGUUUGGAACGGUACCAACCAGAUUGACCUCAGUCCUCUGAUCCAUCUCACCGGUUACUACACAGCUAUCAACGAGGAUGUAGACAGGGAAAAGUCUCCUGAUUUCUACAUCAACAUCUGCCAGCCCCUCAACCCCAUCCCAGGGGUCAACUGUCCUCCAGGGGCCGCUGUGUGCAUGGAUCCUGUUGAUGGAGAUCCAGUUGACAUCGGACGAAUCACCUCCCCUCCUCGCUAUAACAGCAACACCAAUGAGGUGGAGAUCACCUUCAGCAGCACAACCGUCUGCCCUUCUAACCCCACCUCCAACUACUCCUCCAAGAUCGUUUUCACCUGCCAGAAAGGAGCAGAGCUGGGUUCUCCCCAGAUGAUCCGAGCUCAGGACUGUAUGUAUGUGUUCGAGUGGGCCACUCCUGUGGUUUGUGCGGAGACCAUCACGGCGCAGGGCUGCAAUCUGACCGUCUCCCAGCUGCGCUACACGUUUGACCUCUCAGCGCUGUCAGGGACCAUUCAGGUUCCUAGAAGCUCCGGCUCCUUUAAUAUCAACGUGUGUGGGACUGUGACAGGCACAGCAUGUAAAGACAGCGCGGUAUGUCUGAUCUUAACGGGCUCUGCGGCUUCAUACGGAAACAGCAAAAUCAUGAACCUAGACUACAAGAGAGAAGAGCAGGCUGUGAUCAUGCAGUACAGUGGAGGAGACACCUGUCCUCAAGUUACAGAUAAAAAUGAAGUGUGCAUUUUCCCCUUUAAGUUCCUGGGCAAGUUUUAUUCUGAGUGCACAACUCAGGGCAGGACUGACGGCAGGAAGUGGUGUGCCACUACAAGCGACUAUGACAAAGAUCAGAAAUGGGGCUUUUGCUCUGGCGCACCAAGAGGGAAACGGCAGUCAUCCAUUUUGUUCUCGUGUGACAGAGCGGCAGGCCGUGGAAGUCCUCAGCUGAUGAGCGAAACCCAAGGAUGUUCUGUCACCUUCCAGUGGCGAACGAAUGUGGUCUGCCCACCCAAAAAGAUGGAAUGCAAGCUUGCAGGACAACACCAGACCUACGACCUGCGAACACUCUCAUCUCUAACAGAGCCGUGGAAAUUUAGCAACGGGGACGAUUCGUACUACUUCAAUCUCUGUCAGGCCAUUCAUGGAGGCCAGCCAGGCUGUGCAGCAGAAGCUGCCGUGUGUCGCAGACGUGCUGGUGGGAAGACUGAGACUCUGGGCCGUGUUCACACGCAGGCCAUGGAGUUCAUCGAUGGAAAGAUCCUCGUCAAUUAUUCCAUGGGCGACGAGGUGUGUGGAAACGAUAAACCAGCCAGAACAAUCUUGCAGCUGAAGUGUGGCAGCACAGUGGGCCUUCCGAAAUUAUUCAAGGAGGAUAAAACUGCAUGUGAGUACUGGGUGGAGUGGGAGACUCGAUCUGCAUGUGCUGUAAAGCAGGAGGAAGUGGAGAUGAUCAAUGGAACCAUCAAAGUGCCCGAGACAGGAGCCAUUUUCAGCCUGGGAGCACUUUAUUACCGUUUCCACAACGCCACAGGAGACAUCCGUCCCAAUGGAGAUCGCUAUAUCUACCACAUCCAGCUGUCAGGCAUCACCGACGGCUCCAUUUCCAAUUGCCUGGGUGCCAAUAUCUGUCAGGUCAAGAUGAAUGACAGUUACCGCAGAAAAAUUGGCUCCUCCAGCAAAGCCAAGUAUUAUAUCAAAGGUGGAAAUCUUGACGUCUUGGUACCAUCUGAAUCUGUAUGUGGACGAGACAAAACCAAAACUGUGUCCUCGACCAUCCUGUUCCACUGCAGCCCUACGGCAGGAGAGGGUAUCCCAGAGUUCAUGCUGGAGACAGAUGGCUGCCAGUAUCUGUUUGUUUGGCACACUGCCACCGUUUGUGAAUUUUUUUCAUCCACCUCCAUGGACCCGCACAGCACUGAUGGAGGGGAGGAGCAUGCCGGAUUAUCUGGGCGGAGUCAGGCCUUAGGGGCGGUGCUUAGCAUGCUGUUGGUUGUGCUCACAAUCUGUUUGCUUGUUCUUCUGCUGCACAAACGAGACAGGAGGCAACUUGUAAUACAGAAAGUGUCAAGCUACUGCAGGAAAGGAAAUCCAGUAUCCUACAAAUACUCCAGGGUGAACACAGAUGAGGACGGAUGUGAAGAUGAGGUGGAAUGGUUAAUGGAAGAGACCGGGAUGCCCACGCGGGAGCCUCAAGGGAACGGUCACAUCACCACCAAGCCGGUCAGCGCUGACGCCCUGCGCUCCUUCUCCCUGGACGAGCAGGACAGCGAGGACGAGGUGCUCACAGUCCCAGGGGUCCGAAUUGCCCCUUCAUCGUCCACUUCCUCGCGGCUGAAAGCAGAGAGCGACGAGGAUCUGGUGGGACUCCUGGUGGACACACAGAGCAGAAAUAAGACCCGAUACAGCGACAGAAACCAUAGGAAACCUCAGCCAGACCCUGAUGACAGCGACGAGGAUUUACUGAAAGUCUGAGAGCGCCAGGCGGCCCAAACUGAACUUUUGAAUGUCUCUGCCACCACGCUCCAAUUGUUUAGUUGCUCCAUUU
This is a messenger RNA of Sinocyclocheilus anshuiensis, 7079 nucleotides long. Its product is annotated as cation-independent mannose-6-phosphate receptor-like. The transcript is spliced from 44 exons. Gene Ontology annotation, biological process: lysosomal transport. The record is from RefSeq and is a predicted model, not a curated record. Gene Ontology annotation, cellular component: trans-Golgi network. Gene Ontology annotation, molecular function: D-mannose binding; signaling receptor activity. NCBI's taxonomy places the organism in Eukaryota, Metazoa, Chordata, Actinopteri, Cypriniformes, Cyprinidae. Bases 80 to 7006 code for a protein of 2308 amino acids.